AUGAUCCAGGAGGUGUGCAGCUUUGCCCCCUACCAGCGGCGCACCAUGGAGCUGCCUGAGGUCUCCAAGGACAAACACGCCCUCAAGUUCAUCACGAAGAGGUUCUGCCACUUGCUACGUGAACUACUCAACCUGCUUGUGCCUGAGUUGCUCCUGUCAAGUGGCACCUACUUUUGGGAGGCAUUGGAAGGUCAGAAGCCCGCAGAGCUGAGCGGAGCUGGGCCAGCACAAGCUGUAGAAGUGUUAGCUGUUGACCUGGAGACAGAGGGCUGCUUAGAGACCUGGCGGGAGUCCCCGGGCUGUGGACCCAAGGUGGCUUUAACUAAGAGAGCAGAUCCAGCUGAGCUUAGGACAAUAUUUUUGAAGUAUGCGAGCAUUGAAAAAAAUGGUGAAUUUUUUAUGUCUCCCACUGACUUUGUCACUCGGUAUUUGAAUAUUUUUGGAGAAAGCCAGCCUAACCCAAAGACUGUGGAACUGUUGAGUGGUGUGGUGGAUCAGACCAAAGAUGGAUUAAUAUCCUUUCAAGAAUUUGUAGCAUUUGAGUCUGUCCUGUGUGCUCCGGAUGCUUUGUUUAUGGUGGCCUUUCAGCUGUUUGAUAAGGCUGGCAAAGGAGAAGUUACCUUUGAGGAUGUUAAGCAGGUGUUCGGACAGACCACAAUUCAUCAACAUAUUCCUUUUAACUGGGAUUCAGAAUUUGUACAGCUGCAUUUUGGAAAAGAAAGAAAAAGGCACCUGACCUAUGCAGAAUUCACUCAGUUUUUGCUGGAGAUACAGUUGGAGCAUGCAAAGCAAGCUUUUGUGCAGCGUGACAGUGCCAAGAUGGGAAGAGUCACAGCCAUCGACUUUCGUGACAUCAUGGUCACCAUCCGUCCGCAUGUCUUGACACCGUUUGUAGAAGAAUGUCUAGUAGCUGCUGCUGGAGGUACCACAUCCCAUCAAGUUAGUUUCUCCUAUUUUAAUGGAUUUAAUUCGCUUCUUAACAACAUGGAACUCAUCAGAAAGAUCUACAGCACUUUGGCUGGCAACAGGAAAGACGUAGAAGUGACCAAGGAGGAGUUUGUUCUGGCAGCUCAGAAAUUUGGUCAGGUCACACCCAUGGAAGUAGACAUCUUGUUUCAGUUAGCAGAUUUAUAUGAGCCACGAGGACGAAUGACGUUAGCAGAUAUUGAGCGAAUUGCUCCUCUGGAAGAGGGAACCCUGCCUUUCAACUUGGCCGAGGCCCAGAGGCAGAAGGCCCUGGGAGAGUCGGCUCGGCCAGUGCUCCUGCAGGUCGCCGAAUCAGCCUACCGGUUUGGCUUGGGCUCUAUUGCUGGAGCUGUUGGCGCCACUGCUGUGUAUCCUAUAGAUCUUGUAAAGACUCGAAUGCAGAACCAGAGAUCAACUGGAUCUUUUGUGGGAGAACUCAUGUAUAAAAACAGUUUUGACUGCUUUAAGAAAGUGCUACGCUAUGAAGGCUUCUUUGGACUGUACAGAGGUCUGUUGCCACAGCUAUUAGGAGUUGCCCCAGAGAAGGCCAUAAAACUUACAGUGAAUGAUUUUGUGCGGGACAAAUUUAUGCACAAAGAUGGUUCAAUACCACUCGCAGCAGAAAUCCUUGCUGGAGGCUGUGCUGGAGGCUCACAGGUGAUUUUCACAAAUCCUUUAGAAAUCGUCAAGAUCCGCCUGCAGGUGGCUGGAGAGAUCACUACCGGUCCCCGGGUCAGCGCGCUGUCCGUUGUCCGAGACCUGGGGUUCUUUGGCAUCUAUAAGGGCGCCAAAGCGUGCUUUCUGCGAGACAUUCCCUUCUCGGCCAUCUACUUCCCGUGUUACGCUCACGUGAAGGCCUCUUUUGCAAGUGAAGACGGGCAGAUCAGCCCUGGCAGCCUGCUGCUCGCGGGGGCCAUAGCUGGCAUGCCUGCAGCAUCUUUAGUGACCCCUGCUGAUGUUAUCAAGACUAGAUUACAGGUGGCCGCCCGGGCCGGCCAAACCACUUACAGCGGAGUGAUAGACUGCUUCAGAAAGAUACUGCAGGAAGAAGGGCCGAAAGCCUUGUGGAAAGGAGCUGGCGCACGUGUAUUUCGAUCCUCACCCCAGUUUGGUGUCACUUUGCUGACUUAUGAAUUGCUACAGCGAUGGUUCUACAUUGAUUUUGGAGGAGUAAAACCUGUGGGAUCUGAGCCAGUUCCUAAAUCCAGGAUCAUAUUGCCUGCUCCUAAUCCUGAUCAUGUUGGAGGCUACAAACUGGCAAUUGCAACGUUCGCAGGGAUUGAAAACAAAUUUGGACUUUAUCUACCUCUCUUCAAACCAUCAGCAUCUACCUCAAAAGCAGCCAUCAGGGAAUCAAGGGAGGGCUGAGCCCAGCGAGCCGCUCCAGGGUGGCUCAUCCUGCAGCAAGAGCACCCGCCUUGCCUCGCUCCGGACGAAGCAAGGCCCCAUUCCUUUCCUGUCCAUCUCAUUUAAAUUCAUAUCCAGGCUUUUUGUUAAGUGGAAUCGCUCAUUAUCUGUAUGUUUUCAUAACCAAAUCAUCAUGUGGUUAUUCCUCAUUAUUGUUUGGGCCUCUGCCUACAGACCUGUAUUUGUAUCUGACAUUUGCUGGGAUUGAGUUAACACCAACAUGAUUUGGGGGAAAGAGCAGGUCUGAACAGAAAUUUGGGUUCCCCUUCCUGUGUCAGGGUGAGCAUCUCAAAGAGGUUACACAGAGGCAGUCCUGGUUCUCCAAGUGUCCCCAGUGUGCUUAAACUGUUAGGAAACUGAGUGUGUAUAAAAAUGAAAAGCACUGGAAGAAAUGGGAAAGAAUCACAAAUAGCCAGCUUGGCUUCAAAUUUUAAACAUGCACAAAUUUUGUCUCUGGAUUAUAUUAUGAAGCUUUUAUGUGAAACUUUUUUUUUUCAUAAUGAAAACCACAUUGGAGAUAUUUAGUAAUCAUAUGUUGUUACUGGUACUGAAACUAAGGAAACCAAGUUUUAGCACUUUAAGGAAGUGAUUUUGGCAUUUUAUUCUUUAGACAGAGAAAAGGAGACCCAGGCCCUGUUGGAUGUGCUGAUUUUGAUGCUCUCCCUGUGAGGCACCCGUGCAGAGAAGAGCACGUGGCAUAUGGCUGGUACAGACCCACAAGCCCCUCUCCUCCCCCAUGACUGGCAUCCACUUGCUUUAAAAUCCACUUUUAUCUUGAAUCAUGUAAGACAAAUAUAUUCUAAUGUAAGUUUUAUUUAAUUUGUGGUGCUUUGCAUAAUGGCCAGAAGCUUGUGUGUUUGUGAAGGUGGAAAUAAACUAUUUUUAAAGCCAG
This is a messenger RNA of Octodon degus (degu), 3265 nucleotides long. RefSeq names its product solute carrier family 25 member 13 (gene Slc25a13). The record is from RefSeq and is a predicted model, not a curated record. Gene Ontology annotation, molecular function: calcium ion binding; L-glutamate transmembrane transporter activity; L-aspartate transmembrane transporter activity. NCBI's taxonomy places the organism in Eukaryota, Metazoa, Chordata, Mammalia, Rodentia, Octodontidae. Gene Ontology annotation, biological process: aspartate transmembrane transport; translation; malate-aspartate shuttle. The coding region runs from base 1 to 2334 and encodes 777 amino acids. Gene Ontology annotation, cellular component: ribosome. The transcript is spliced from 20 exons.